AUGAAGAACAAAGUUGAUACAAACAGAUUAGUGAGGAAAAUUAGGAUUGUUUGUAAUGAUCCUGAUGCUACUGAUGAUUCCUCGGACGAUGAGAGGAUCGAUGAUUCGAGGUGUAAGCGUUUCGUUAGAGAGAUUAAGUUGCAGAUUGGCAACUCUUUUAAUCUUACAAAAGCCUCUGAGAUUGAAUGUUCAUUUCAAGAUAGUAACAAUGGAGAGAAAAAAACAAAGAAAGAGGGUUUAGUUAAACCCCUGAUUCAACCAAGGCCAGCAGGGGGUUUAUUAUCGAAAUACAAAGGUGUUCGUCAACGAAAAUGGGGAAAAUGGGCUGCUGAAAUUCGUGAUCCGUUUAAAGGCAGACGGGUUUGGUUGGGUACUUAUAAUACUGCUGUGGAAGCUUCUCGAGCUUACGAAUUGAAACGUCUUGAAUUUGAAACUAGGGCGAAGAAUAGUAGCACAAAUGUGUCUAGGGAGAGUUCUGGUUCAAUGGUCUCUGAGUAUCAAAAUCAUGGCCAAAAUGUUGCUAGUGGUGUCUCAGAGGACUAUGCAGAAAGCUCGGUAUCACGUACUUCACACUCCUUGUCAUCAUCAUCAGUUCUUGAAUUGGACACUUUAACUUCUGUAUCCGCGUCUGCUCCAAUUUUAAGACUUAAUGGCCUAAACGAUAAUGAAAAGGCGAGCAAUGUUGCGCCUUUGGAGGCUUAUGUUGUCGAACAAGAAGUACCUGAGUUGCCUAUACUGGAGGAAACUCUACCUCUGUCUCAAAUUGGUGAAAGUAUGGACCUUGAUUUGGAGCUCGAGUCGUUCCUCAUUGGCGCUGAUGAUUUCAAUCAGCAUUUGGAUGAGUUUGUUGUCAAUGAUUUUGAGGACCCUCCGGUUUGUCUGAUCGAGGGUGAUGAGCAGUUGCCUACUGGUUUACCUGAUUUUGAUGACUUCAAUUUUGAUGGCUACAAUGAAUCCUUUUCUUGGAUGGAUGAUGCUCCACGGACGAAUGGAACGCCCCUCAAUAUAGCAUGCCCGUAA
This is a messenger RNA of Solanum tuberosum (potato), 1020 nucleotides long. Its product is annotated as ethylene-responsive transcription factor ERF119-like. Bases 1 to 1020 code for a protein of 339 amino acids. The transcript has a single exon. The record is from RefSeq and is a predicted model, not a curated record. Gene Ontology annotation, biological process: regulation of DNA-templated transcription. Gene Ontology annotation, molecular function: DNA-binding transcription factor activity; DNA binding. NCBI's taxonomy places the organism in Eukaryota, Viridiplantae, Streptophyta, Magnoliopsida, Solanales, Solanaceae.